Messenger RNA from Rotaria sp. Silwood2, 1167 nucleotides. The record is from the annotation of a GenBank genome assembly. NCBI's taxonomy places the organism in Eukaryota, Metazoa, Rotifera, Eurotatoria, Philodinida, Philodinidae.
AUGUUUAUACGAGUAGCUGAUGAAGCAAAACAUACUGAAAUUGUUGAAAUUCCAGUUGAUGGUGAUGCCGAUGGAUCAGUUUCAUUGAGCACACUCGCUGCUCAAUUUCAAGGUGUGAGUGCAUUGAAAUAUCGCAAUUCUGAGACGAGUGUGUGGAGAGGUGUUCGAGUAGUGGAUGGCAAACUUUAUCAUCCCGAUAGUGCAUGGGAUCCAAAUAUUGUUUAUGUUACUGUUUAUUCGAAACCUGCUUCAUCAGAUAUUAAACGAAAGGGAGUUGCUGAACAACAAGAUGAAACAAUAAUAUCAUCUAUAGGACAAAGUGCAGCACAAAAUCUUGAUUAUGGAGAAGAAAUAAAUAAUAUUCCUAAUGAAGAAGAUAAUGAUCCAAAUCGUCGUUGCGUUGAUUUAAUUGUACUCGGUAUAAGUUAUCGAAGUCUUGAAGCUGAUGUUAAAAAAUGUUUCGAAGCAUUUGGUGAAUUGAUAUUUUGUGAAAUCAAACGAGAUGCUAAUGGACAGUCACGUGGUUUUGGUUUUAUUCGAUUUAAAAAUUAUGAAUCUCAACUGGCUGUUAUAAAUAAACGUCAUUUUAUUGAUGGAAGACAUGUCGAUGUUAAAAUUCCAGAUUCUAAAACAAAUAUACAUGAACCUGAAUGUGCUCGAAAAAUUUUCGUUGCUCGUCUACCGGAUAAUAUUACACCAGAUGAUUUACGACAAUAUUUUUCUAAAUAUGGAGCUAUUAAAGAUGUUUAUAUACCAAAACCAGCACGUUCAUUUGCUUUUGUCACCUUUCAUGAUUCAAAUAUUGUACGAACAUUAUUUGGUACACAUAUUAUUAAUGGUUCUAGUGUAACAGUUGGACCAGCUGAACCAAAAAAUAAACCAUCGGCUAUUGGUGAUUAUCCUUCAUCAACAUUUAAACGAGCUAAACCUGAUCAUACUAGUUUACGUACAUUAACAUCCUAUGGUAUUUCAUCAACACCUCCAAGCUUUCAUCAACAAUAUGGACAAUCACCGAAUACGGAUAUGAUGCAUGCAUAUUUUCAACAAUUCAGGGCUAAUACAACUGCUUCAUCGAAAGGACCAUUUUCUAAUGCACAACAAUCUUAUUGGAGUGGUGCACAUGAUGAAGCAGCUGCAAUGUGGCAACAACAACAACAUUAUCGAUAG